AAUAGAAUAGACAAUUAUUCUGCCUAGCACAGGCUGACGCCAACAGAAUUAAACACGGAAAUAAGUUUUGAUAUUGUUUUGGUUGCGCCGUUCUCUUACACAGUGCAAACAAUAUUAGGUGUAUAUGUAAAUAUUUGUCAUGCAUGAUAAUGUAAUGAGAAAGACUUCGUUUAAAAUGUGAUUGGGUCCAAAUUACGAAUUCACAUGCUGUUUAAAAAUAUUGGACGGGGCGAACCAUGAAAUCCGCAUCGGUUGUUGCUACGACGUCGCCUUUUUUAACUGAUGUAGCAAGCAACGACAUCUUGCAAUGUCUCGAAUGUGAUCUCGUUUUCACCAGCGAGCAUUAUUUGCAUAACCACCUUUACCAUCACAUCAAGCAGCCAGUUGUUAGACUGCAAAGGGUUCAAACCUCUCAAAAUCCUCCACUAAAGAUCACACUAAAGAAUCGAAGCGGCAAUAGUUUCGAAAUCGUAAGUUCGCCUUCAUCAUCUGUGACUUCCGAUUCCGGAUUUAAAUCAUUCUCCAAUCUGGAGGACAGAGAGGUCGAGGAUCAGUACCUUCCCGGUGACGUCGAGGGUUUAGGAGACCCAGACGAGAACGAAUACUCUGCCCACGAACCGGACGAAGGAGAAAACUACAACACUGAUCACGAUCAAAACGAGGAUCAAGAACCAAACGAUCCAUUUGAGGGCAUUGACGACGCUCUAUUAGAUCGAGCACUAGAAAGCGCUGACGCGGAGGAAGACGAAGCAAACGAAGGCGAGGAAGAGCGUGCCAACGUUAGUUUCUCGCCAAACUUCACAGACGUGGGGGGUGAUUUCUUGGAAGGGGAUAGUGACGCAGAAUCACCAGUUGCGCCGGGUACACACUCUCCGCUAGAAGGGCAACCGUCUCCGAAAGAGACGGGUCAUAGUACAGAAGAAAAAAGCGAGACAGGCAGCACCACGGCGGGGGUAGACGCUAUUGGUCCUGGCGAAAAUGCCACUCAAGAUUAUAAUAACAUCCCGGGGGCUGAGCCCACGCCGCCUCCAGAACCAUCUCCAGAAUAUCCAAAAAUAAAAAUUAAAACAACUGGGUUAUUUAAAGAUCCAGAACCUCAGAGAUGCACGAUAACGGAAAUUACAGAUGACAACCCAAGCGGCGAUCCCAGUGUAGGUAACAGCAACACACCAAUGUGGACCACACCCUCCUUAGAGGAUCCGCUAAAAUUGCCAGAUAGUGAUGACCACAACCUUUUGUCCUUAUUUAGUAAUAACGAUCGAGCCAAAGACCUUGGUUUUUCUACCAGCGAAAAUGAGUUUAUAUCAUUGGAUAGGUUUGAUGAAAGAAAUCGCGGAGCAAUGCAAUUAUAUAAUCCAAAUAAUGCGGUUAGUACAUCCUCAACUUCUUCGCUGGAUUCUCUUACUGGUUUACCAAUGCAAGCUCUUGCUCAACAAGUGUCUCGACUACAACCUAAUAAUAAUAAUGGAUUACAUCAACAGAAUGUCCUGAUUAACAUUCAACAAUUUCCGUCAGGCCCGCCGCAACCAUCUUAUCAACCACCGCCCAUGUAUCCGCCACAUUAUCCACCACACCCAGGACAACCCCCUAUGCAUCAACCAUACCAACCUUAUCAACCACCAAAUCCCAUGUACUAUCCACCAGCACCUGGGUAUCCGUCUCAACACAUGGUUCCUCCUCCACCUCAAAUGGGGCAGUUGCAACCACCACCUCCUCAUGUGGGACAACAGCCGCCUAUGAGUCAACCCCCGAAUCAAAUGGUGCCCUCAUCUCAGAAUCAACAAGUUAAUCAGAUGCAGCAAGCUCCGCAACCCUACCGGCAACCCAUGCCUCCUAGAGCAAAUCCUCCUAGAGGUCCUCAAGGGCCCGGGCAACGGAUGCCUAUGAACGGACCAAGAGGUCCCCCACGGCCACAACCACUUCAGCGACAAAGAGCACCCAUGAUUAGACCACGAGGACCAGGUGUGGCACAAGUAAGAGGUGCUAUGAGGCCUAGGAUGGCUGGACCUAGUAACAACCAAAAUGGCGUGAGACCUGGCCAGCAAACAUCUCCUUUGAAAAGAACCCCGGAACAAAUGCAGACACUUCAAGCCAAAAAAAAGAGACUCGACAUAUUAACUCCAUCCGACAAAGACGAUGACGACUGUCAAGUUAUUUGCAUGCAACCAAAAAACACUGACGGUGGAUUGCCUCAAAUUGAAAGUGUGCAGGGUGCAACAACGGAAAGUAGCAUAAUGCAUCUAUCAGAUUCCAUAACACUUUCCGUUCGUAAUCCACCACCCAAACCUGCAGCAUCUCCACAGAAAUCAGACGCAAAAGCUGUUGCAAAUAUUUUGGCAACACGCGGGAUCACAGUCACCGCAACGGCCAAACCCAAAGAAAAGGAAUCGCCCCAAAAGGCACCCAGUUUGCCGACCGCUUUGAGCUUGAAUGGAGCAGUUAGCAUUGUAGCUGCACCGAAGGCUAACACUUCGCCAAAACCGGCCACUGACAAUUUACCAACAGUAGAUCUGACUGAUGAUACAACUCCUGCCAAACAGGCUGGAUCUCCUCAAAAAAUUAGUAGACCGGGUCUCCCAUAUCGCUGUGACCUAUGUCCGGCCCAAUAUCCCAACUCCACAGGCUUAAGUAAACACAGACAGACUUAUCAUAAGACGACGGGAGGCAUGUGUGAAUUAGGUAUUCCUCUAAUCAAUCUGAAGCAGCCGGGUAUGAUACAAAAACUGUCACAAAUGGGUAUUCACAAUUAUAUCCCCCUGCCAUCAUCUGGUUCUGGCUCCUUUGCCUUGCCUAUUAUUAGUACAAGAAAUCCCGGGAACAUAGAAGCUUUAGGUUCAACCCAAAUGCUUUCUCUUGGGCCAGUACGAACUAUACCAAAACCAAAUACUUCUAAUUUACCUGUUGCUAAACAGUUGAAUCAGAAGUAAUGCAUUCCAUGAAUGUAAGAUGAUUCUCUCUUUAGAGGCAGUUUUUUUUUUACAAAUACAUUAUUUGUAUUCUCCUUUCAUAAACAAAACAAACACAAAUUUUUGGACGGCAUCAAAUUAGAAAUUUUAUCAUUUAUUUUUGUUAUAUAAAUAAUUCAUUUAGUGGUUUCAGUGCAAUUUUUAUCUUUUCUCGAACAAAACAAACAAUCUCUCCUUAUAAUAGAAUAAGUUUUUGUUUUUUUAUUUUAUUUAAAAUAUUAUUGUUUAUAUUGAGACUGAUUUUUUUGUUUAGUGCAAUCCUGCAUAUUGGCUUUUAAAAAGCUAUAAUCUAGA
This is a messenger RNA of Cylas formicarius (sweet potato weevil), 3260 nucleotides long. RefSeq names its product bromodomain-containing protein 4-like. Lineage: Eukaryota; Metazoa; Arthropoda; Insecta; Coleoptera; Brentidae. The transcript is spliced from 14 exons. Bases 237 to 2927 code for a protein of 896 amino acids. The record is from RefSeq and is a predicted model, not a curated record.